This is a messenger RNA of Terrapene triunguis (Three-toed box turtle), 885 nucleotides long. RefSeq names its product RWD domain-containing protein 3-like. The coding region runs from base 82 to 885 and encodes 267 amino acids. NCBI's taxonomy places the organism in Eukaryota, Metazoa, Chordata, Testudines, Emydidae. The record is from RefSeq and is a predicted model, not a curated record. The transcript has 4 exons. Gene Ontology annotation, biological process: positive regulation of hypoxia-inducible factor-1alpha signaling pathway; positive regulation of protein sumoylation. Gene Ontology annotation, molecular function: protein binding.
CUAGCGACGGCGGAAGGGGAAGCGGCCUGUGCAGCCCGCCCCGGCAGGCAGCGGAGCGCUUGGCAGGGGCCGCUGGUCGCCAUGUCGGCGCUGGCCCUGGAGGAGCUCUCGGCUCUGACGGCUAUUUACUGCCAGCGGGAUGAGUGCGCGGUGCUGGCCGUGUCAGAGACAGAUGGAAUCACAUUAAGAAUUCAAACCAGCGUGAAAGGACUUUUGGAUUCAGAUAUACUGUUAAAGCUGUCAUUUCACUUGCCGGUCAGUUAUCCCUCAAGCCUGCCGAAUAUCUCCAUUAAUUCAGAACAGCUUACAAGGGCACAGUGUAAGGAUGUGAAAGAAAGAUUACUUGAGCAAGCCAAGAGACAUCUUUCUGAACCCAUGGUACAUGAGCUGGUCCUCUGGAUACAACAGAAUAUUAAGCACAUCAUUGGGCAAUCAGAAACUUCAGUUUGCAAUGAAAAAAGUACUUUGUCAAGAUGCAUAAGUACAGAGGAUGGUAUAUGUACUAUCCUUUUGCAUUUAGAUCACAUGAGAGCUAAGGCAAAAUAUGUCAAAACUGUGGAAAAAUGGACUUCAGAUCUAAGGCUGACUGGAAGACUGAUGUUUAUGGGCAAGAUAAUACUGAUUCUUCUGCAAGGAGACAGAACCAGCAUUAAGGAAUACUUGAUUCUUCAGAAAACCUCUAAGGUAGAUGUGGACUCAAGCGGAAAGAAAUGCAAAGAGAAAAUGAUUAGUGUACUGUGUGAAACAAAAGUACAGACAGAGCAUAAAAGGUUUCAGGCAUUUGAAGUCAAAGAAUAUUCAACUUUGGAUGAGCUACAAAAGGAAUUUGAAGCUGCAGGACUUACUGAUCUUUUCUCUGAAUUUGUGCCUGCUUUGUUAAAAUAA